AUGAUGCACCCCCCGUUUAAUCUUACCAACCGCCACCGGCGGCUGAAGAGCCCGAUCCUCCCGGCCAUAGGGGUUUUCAUCUGCUCCGCCAUCCUGCUAGCCCUCGUCCUGAUGUUCUACAACGAGCCACUCAUCAGCGAGGAGGACGAGAUCGCCGUGAGCGCUGUUAACGAAAUGCGGCGGCAUAUGAAUGAGUGGGUCGCACCUGAGGUGAUAAACCGCAAAAUUUCCCUCCGAAUGGCCACUCACGAUCAGGCGAUGGACUUUUAUCGCGUGCGAGUGAUAAUCGUGCUCGAUCCGUGGGUUUGGCGUCCAAGCGACGCCGUUUCGAGGGUAAACCUCGACGACGGACCAUCCCACGCGCGAGGCUCCUAUCGUGAAGAGGUGGAGCGACUCUUCCACUCGCUUUCCGAGGCGAAUUACGAAACCCGGCGGUUUCCCGUCGACGUCGAGGUGCGCCUCCUCCAUCGCGUGGAUCGAUCGGGAAAGGAGGCGGCGGGGAUCGGCGAUUUGAUCGGCGCCCUCUCCCGCUUCGCGUGGGUUCACGGGCGGUUGAACGUCGUCGUCGUCCGACAAGAAGGGCCCUCAGUGGUCCCCUCUUCGUCUUCUUCUUCUUCUUUUCACUCCUCUUUAGCGUCGAGGAGCCCUCUCGAGUGGUGGCUUCCCACAAGCGAGUGGGAGGUGGGGGUGCUCGUGGAGCGGCCCGCCGUCUUCGCGCGGGAUUGGUUCGUGUGGCUGCAGGCGAUGAUUCGCCACUACGCGGCGGCACCCUUUGAGGACGUGAACGCGCCGAGGGUGCGGUCGGAGCCUGGGGAGGGCAGCCGCGAUCGCGAACCCUCGAUUUACGAAGAAAUGAACGCCUUCCAGACGAGAACACAUAUCGGAAACCCAACGUCGAUGCACUGGAUGGGGGUUUCACUUUCCCACCCCGAGGGCGUCCGUGAGAGCGAUCUGCGGAUCGCGGAGGAGCUGUGGAAUCCCGGUCACCACGCCACGAUGGGGAGCGUGCUCAUCCAGCGCCCCGGGCGUGAUAUCACGGCGUUCUUCGCCAAGCCUUGGAAGGCCUACACGGAGUGGUGGCUGCGUGAAAAGAGGGCGCAAGGAAACCGCGAAUCACCUCGGGCGUCCGAUCUCGAAUCCCGUCCGACUGACGUGCGCUUGACGUUCCAGAAUAGCAUGCUGCAGCGGUAUAUGAUCGAACGUCAGGCCUAUUUACUAUUUCCCAUGCUACCGGGCAAUAAGGUCUUAGCGGCCUGCACACGCGGCUGGAAUGAACGGGAUAAGCAGGGAGACAAGUCGCACGACCCUUCGUUACAACUGGCAGAGAAGGGCGCUCUGGAGUAUAUUAUGCACAUUAUCGGUGAGCAAAAGAAACCGGAAGUGUUGCUUGAUUAUUCCUUGCAACGGGUUCGGAGUGAGUUGGAUCUUCCUUCACGUGUCCGCUCCUAA
Molecule: messenger RNA, 1449 nt
Organism: Phytomonas sp. EM1
Lineage: Eukaryota; Euglenozoa; Kinetoplastea; Trypanosomatida; Trypanosomatidae
Source: the annotation of a GenBank genome assembly